GCACCGCCAAAGCCCGAACCAUCCGUCCCCCUCCGGCGCCGACCCACCACCGUCGCUCGCCAUGGAGCCCGUGGAGAUGGACCGCAUCGCCGCCCGGCUCUCCGCCGUGGAUGGCCUCUACUUCCCCACGGCCUUCCUCCGCGCCUCGCCGCCGCCGCCGGCGCGCAAGUCGGCCCUCCUCGACCUCCUCUCCCGCGACGCCCCGCUCUUCCUCGAGCGGUACGGCGCCGCGCUGCGCCCGGACGAGCUGGCCCCCUUCGACGCGCUCCGGGACGACUACGAGGUGGGGUGGCACCUCCGCCGCCUCCGCGCCGCGGCCGCCGGGGAGACCCCCGCCCCCGCGCGCGUGCGCAACCGGCGCCGCGCCCACCUCCACCGCCUGGUGACCCAGGGGGACUACUUCUCCGAGGAGGCGAUGCGGGAGCGGGAGCCGUACCUGCACCACGAGUACCUCGGCAGGUUCCAGGACCCCUUCGGGCGGGCCAUGGUGCGGCCCGGGGAGAAGUUCUCCGAGACGCUGAUGCGGCGGGCAGAGGAGGCCGUCAUCGUGGAGAAGAUCCGCGGGGAGCAGAUCAGGAGGGGUGUUGACCCCAGCGAGUGGGUCGGCGGUCCCGUUGAGCGACCGGUGAUGGGGCAGGAGGAGGAGGAGGAGGAAGAGGAAGAGGAAGAGGAAGAGGAGGAUGAAGAGAACAUCGGCAUGGAGGAGAACACCGAGAAUCUUAGUUCGACUGAGGUGGUUGCACACGACGAUAACGGUGGUUGCCCCAACGAGACUGCAGCCCCCCCUGCAGGGACUUUCAAGCCAAUAUUAUCCCCUGAGGAGAUGGAGGAUCAGCUGGAGCAGUUCACCUCGGUGAUGCAGGAGAAGUUCCUGUCAGGCCAGGACUCGGAGCACAUGGAUUACCCCCAGAUCGACAACGACGAGAUGCUGGACGACCACUGGUCCAGGGAGGCCAACUACGACGCAGAGGACAAGUACUUCAACGAAGAUUAGGACGGUCGAGAACGUAGUCUGCUGCUAUUUAAGUUGCAAUACUCGGUAAGUUGGGGUCAGCCAUGUUUGUUUCUCGGCGGAGUUUGAUACUUUUCAGUCUCGGUUUCACCCUUCGUGCUGUUAGUUUCUCCUUGUCAAAAUGUAGGUCAAGUGCUCCUCCAUGAGCUGAAGGUUGCAUGUAGCAGUAUGAGGGCAAACACCACGUUGUAGUGCCGCUCCACCUGCAGCAGGCUGAACCUGGACACCGGCAACACCUCCACCAGAGCGGUGUUGUCUGUUAGCAGCAUGUAAAUGUAUGAUUAGGACACAACUUACACACGUGAGGGAUCAAAAUAGUUUUGUGCAGCUACCAGUUGAGAGUUGACUCUCCGUCUUGCUAGGGGAAAAACGUAGUCAUCA
This is a messenger RNA of Triticum dicoccoides, 1393 nucleotides long. RefSeq names its product coiled-coil domain-containing protein 97-like. Lineage: Eukaryota; Viridiplantae; Streptophyta; Magnoliopsida; Poales; Poaceae. Bases 62 to 994 code for a protein of 310 amino acids. The transcript is spliced from 2 exons. The record is from RefSeq and is a predicted model, not a curated record.